Messenger RNA from Varroa destructor (honeybee mite), 1234 nucleotides. RefSeq names its product peptidyl-prolyl cis-trans isomerase H. Gene Ontology annotation, cellular component: cytoplasm; intracellular membrane-bounded organelle. Gene Ontology annotation, biological process: protein folding; protein peptidyl-prolyl isomerization. Gene Ontology annotation, molecular function: cyclosporin A binding; peptidyl-prolyl cis-trans isomerase activity. The record is from RefSeq and is a predicted model, not a curated record. NCBI's taxonomy places the organism in Eukaryota, Metazoa, Arthropoda, Arachnida, Mesostigmata, Varroidae.
GAUCGAAUCGAUAAAUUUCCGUAAUGAUAAUCCACUGUAUUUACGACAAUGGCUCUCGUGGUAAUCGUUAAGUACACAAAGUGAAUGAUUAUUUUUAAACAAAUGAAAACAACAUGGCGCCAUCUAUGUGUUUCACCCGCUGUGAACCGGUAGUGCGGAGCGCGACUCGAGGGUUGUGUGUAAAUUGUUUUCUGCGAUUCCACCUCGAACUACAGGGCAAGAUGGUGAGUUGGACUCAAAUACAGGCCCAACUGCGCGACCCCAAUAACCCAGUGGUUUUCUUCGACAUCACUAUCGGCACAACGGAAGUUGGCCGAAUGGUUAUCGAGUUGUUUGCGGAUGUGGUUCCAAAAACGGCUGAAAAUUUUCGUCAAUUUUGCACUGGUGAAUAUCGACGAGACGGAGUUCCGCAAGGCUAUAAAGGUUGCUCCUUUCAUCGCGUUAUCAAAGAUUUUAUGAUCCAGGGCGGCGACUUUGUUAAUAACGACGGAACGGGUUUGAUGAGCAUCUAUGGCGGUCUGAAAUUCGCCGAUGAAAAGUUUGCCUUAAAACACGAUGCAGCUGGCCUUCUAUCCAUGGCCAAUAGCGGCAAGGACACAAACGGUUGUCAGUUUUUCAUUACCUGUGCUAAAUGCGAUUUUCUAGACGGCAAACACGUUGUAUUUGGACGAGUCCUCGACGGUUUGUUAGUAAUGCGGAAAAUUGAAAACGUACCCACUGGUGCUAACAACAAACCCAAGAUUCCUGUUGUUAUUUCACAAUGUGGACAGAUGUAAACAACGGUCGCGGGAACGUUAUCUACAUGUAUAUGCUAAUAUAAUAUUAGUAAACGGCGCCAUAAGCAAAAGUGGAGAUUUCAACGAACCAGUGAUGUAUUACGAAUAUAACAACCCAGACGCAUUUAAUGAUAUAUGGAAAAACUUUAACAACUAAGUUCCUACAAGCUUUCAUGUGGCCUGAAAGGCAAAAUAGGUUUUGGCUGAUUUUUAUUGCUGCAAUGAGCCUGCUUACCUCAUCUGGAUUAUUUAUUAUUAUUUUUUUUCAUUAAACAAAGUGUUAGAUGGCAAGCAAAUAUUCACAGUUCCGGCAACCUGCUUUAAACCUGUUAAAAAAUUAUAUGUACAUCAUGAAUUUCUGAAAGAAUGCGUUGCUUACAAACGCAAAUUGUACCAUUGUAUAUAUAUAUGUUGUACACUAAUAAAUGUAAAAUAUCGUAAGUUUGUACAUGGGCUAA